Marmota flaviventris (yellow-bellied marmot) is the source of this 634-nucleotide messenger RNA. RefSeq names its product sodium/potassium transporting ATPase interacting 1 (gene Nkain1). The record is from RefSeq and is a predicted model, not a curated record. Gene Ontology annotation, biological process: regulation of sodium ion transport. NCBI's taxonomy places the organism in Eukaryota, Metazoa, Chordata, Mammalia, Rodentia, Sciuridae.
GCGCUGCAGCGGCAGAUCUUUGACUUCCUGGGCUACCAGUGGGCUCCCAUCCUGGCCAACUUCCUGCACAUCAUGGCCGUCAUCCUGGGCAUCUUCGGCACCGUGCAGUACCGCUCCCGGUACCUCAUCCUGUAUGCAGCCUGGCUGGUGCUCUGGGUCGGCUGGAAUGCGUUCAUCAUCUGCUUCUACCUGGAAGUUGGACAGCUGUCGCAGGACCGGGACUUCAUCAUGACCUUCAACACAUCCCUGCACCGCUCCUGGUGGAUGGAGAACGGGCCAGGCUGCCUGGUGACCCCUGUCCUGAACUCCCGCCUGGCCCUGGAGGACCACCACGUCAUCUCUGUCACUGGCUGCCUGCUUGACUAUCCCUACAUCGAAGCGCUCAGCAGCGCACUGCAGAUCUUCCUGGCGCUGUUUGGCUUCGUGUUCGCCUGCUACGUGAGCAAAGUGUUCCUGGAGGAGGAGGACAGCUUUGACUUCAUCGGUGGCUUUGACUCCUAUGGAUACCAGGCCCCGCAGAAGACGUCGCAUUUACAACUGCAGCCUCUGUACACGUCUGGGUAGCUUCCGCCCCGCGCCCACCAGGACGCCGCGCCCUUAGCUGCUGGACUGACCACGGCUGCCGCGAGCACCC